CUAGAGACUCCGGCAAAGCGGUACCAGGGCUGCGGAGCGCACGGACGGACGCACAGUCGGGCCGAGAGAGGGACCCGCCAGCGGCCGCGAGACUGCAGCAACCCUACUAGAUCAGGAGCUUCAGGGGCUGUCCAGCCUCUUCUGUGUUCUGACCCAGCACAGUCUGAGUUGGAUCUAGGACCGGCUAUUGUCUGCCUCCUUGUGCCCACACUGCCCUCUCGCUUCCAGUCAUGGCGCCCCUGCUCACCCUGUUCCUGGUGGCCCUGGUGGGCCUACCUCUGGCCCAGACCCUGGACUGCCACGUGUGUGCCUACAAUGGAGACAACUGCUUCAACCCCAUACGCUGCCCGGACAUGGUUGCCUACUGCAUGACCACACGCACAUACUACACCCCAACCAGGAUGAAAGUGAGCAAGUCGUGCGUGCCCAGCUGCUUCGAGACUGUGUAUGAUGGCUACUCCAAGCAUGCGUCUACCACCUCCUGCUGCCAGUAUGACCUCUGUAAUGGUGCCGGCUUCGCCACCCCAGGGACCCUGGCCCUAGCUCCCAUACUCCUGGUUACGCUCUGGGGUCUGCUCUAAAACCCCCAGGCAGACACAUUCAACUACAAAGCUUUUUAGAGACACAGCUGCCCCCUCUCACCCUGCACCCCCUAUCCAACUAUCUGCCUUCCCAACACCCCCUCAACCAUGCCCAUGUCCUGGGACUGUCUGCAAGAGGACACCUGACCUCCCAACCACCCAUGUGGCCUCACUUUGAGGCUUGACCUUUCAUUUUCGAAAAGCUUAUGUGUGGGACUGAACCACCCAAAGGUGUCUGGCCUUGGUGGGCAACUCAGCCCCUCCCCUGUCCUGGGCUCAGAGUGUCUGGCAAAAUGCUAUUUAUGGGAAGAGGGACUCAGCCAGGGAACACUAAUUAGAUGGGAGUUGGCAAACCCCACCUUCUGGGUGGCCUGAGAGCAAGGCCCUGCCUCAGUUGCCCCUCUCUAUCCUUAGGUGUCUUGGAGGGGAAGGGGAGAUCAGAAGCGCCGUGGGUGCAGGGGAGGGGGGCAAUCCCAGGAGGUGGGGCUCUCCCAGGCCUAGGGAGGGCCGUCUCUGUGCUUCCUAUUGUGGCCAGAAGCUGCCCUGAGCAGGUGUGGGAUGGAAGGCCCUGUGAGAAAGGCCUUUGUCACUGUCACCUGUCCUAGGAGCUGCGCCAGGUCCGGUGUCAAAAAAGUCUUUGGUAGACAGGGACUGGCCCUGCCUCAACAGGCCUCUGAGGCCCCUUCAGGGUCCGGCAA
Molecule: messenger RNA, 1279 nt
Organism: Carlito syrichta (Philippine tarsier)
Lineage: Eukaryota; Metazoa; Chordata; Mammalia; Primates; Tarsiidae
Gene: LYNX1
Product: Ly6/neurotoxin 1
Exons: 4
Coding region: 231-581 (116 amino acids)
Molecular function (GO): acetylcholine receptor inhibitor activity
Source: RefSeq, a predicted model, not a curated record